Molecule: messenger RNA, 2303 nt
Organism: Acromyrmex echinatior (Panamanian leafcutter ant)
Lineage: Eukaryota; Metazoa; Arthropoda; Insecta; Hymenoptera; Formicidae
Product: choline/ethanolamine transporter flvcr2b-like
Biological process (GO): heme export; transmembrane transport
Cellular component (GO): membrane
Molecular function (GO): heme transmembrane transporter activity; heme binding
Source: RefSeq, a predicted model, not a curated record
UAAAUCGCGCCACUUAUAUAAGAUUAUUAUUCAAGAUUUAAUAAGGCAAUCUUUGAUAGUGUAAUUAACGAUAUACAUCAAAGUUAUACUUUACGGAAUUUAUUUUGCAAAAGAGUGAAAAUAAUAAUGGGAGAUAAAAGCCAAAGCGAAGUACUCACAAAAAAAGACCUAACAAAAAUAAUAGAGUCUGGCGAACCAACCGACGUCAAACAAUUAAAAUUAAAAGUGUACAAAAAAAGGUGGCUAAUGUUAAUUAUCUUCAUGAUUUAUGCUGGAUCAAAUUCUCAAUGGAUAGAAUACUCAAUUAUAACCAACAUAGUUAUUAGGUAUUAUGGAGUGUCUUCGAUGAUGGUUGACUGGACCUCGAUGUCGUUCAUGGCAUUUUACAUAGCGUUUAUAUUUCCAGCGUCGUACGUGACAGACAAAUGCGGUUUGCGAUGGACUAUCACCAUAGGCGCCGGUCUUAACUGUCUUGGUGCCUGGAUAAAAACAUUAUCCAUUCAACCCGAUAGGUUCUACGUUGCUAUCAUCGGUCAUUCAAUAGUCGCUCUUGCGCAGACUACAGUGCUACCGAUACCAGGACGAUUGGCCGCGCAAUGGUUUCCUCCUGCCCAAAUCUCGACCGCCACGUCUUUGAGUAUUUUCGGCAAUCAAUUUGGAGUGGCGUUGUGUUUUCUUUUAGGUCCUAUAAUAGUGAAAAAUCAUGAUAAUUUGGAUGAUAUCGGCAGAGAUUUGUCACGUUUAUGCUGGAUGGUCGCAAUCGUCUGCACAAUUGCAUUCGUUCUUGUGCUUACAUUAUUUCAGAACGAACCAAGACUACCGCCGAGCGAGACACGGGCAUUGCAAAAAAUGAAUCGGAUGAAGAAAAGAGAGGAAUUCGUGGAGCCGAUUAAAGGGCUUUGUAGAAACAAAAACUUUAUCAUGCUCUGUAAUUCCUAUGGUUUGAACGUUGGUGUAUUUAUUGCUGUAUCUACUUUACUCAAUCAGAUAUUCCUCGCACACUUCGAGAAUGGAGAAGAAGAUGCAGGCAGAAUUGGUUUAGCCAUAAUUCUCACUGGUAUGGCCGGUUCUAUUAGUUUUGGUAUCAUCCUUGAUAAAACGCAUAAAUACAAACAAACUGCCAUGACUGUAUACUUUCUUACAUUCUGUUGUCAAGUAUUAUUCGCGGUAUUUAUAUGCAUGGGUAUAAAAUCGAUGGUGUACGUGUUGGCGAUUUUUUUAGGAUACUUUAUGUCGGGUUAUCUGACCAUAGGAUAUGAUUUGUGCACCGAAUUUACAUAUCCAGAGUCGGAAAAUUUGUCUGCGGGAAUACUCAAUAUAACAACCAGCCUUUACAGCAUGAUACUCAUUAUAUCAUUAGGAUUAUUAAUGAACACGUACGGCGACAUUCCGGUGCACAUCGGCUUAUGCUUGGCUUUGCUGCUCGGUUUCAUUUUGACCGCUAUAACAAAAGAUGAGCAGAGACGACAAGAUGCAAGAAAGAAGGCUCAGUAUGAAGGAAUCGCGAGAAUUGAAAAUAAUAUGGAUGGCGUUCCAGAAACUAUUAUCUAACUUAUAGCAUUACUUAAUAGGCUUAGAACAUACAUAAUGAAGGGCCAUGACUCUAACCAUGAUGAAAGUACAUUAGAUGUGCUCAUGCACAUUUUAUACAUAUAUAAGAAGAAUAGUAUCCAGAAAUUGCGCCAUGUUGCCGCAGUUAUUUGAAGUUGUCAUUAUGUUGCAUUCUUUUCUUCGGAAAUCGAAAAAAAUAUAAAAUUCUGCAUCCUUUUUUUCGAAAACUAUUUGUACUUGACAUAUACUCAUUUCCGCAAUAUGUCACUUCAAAGUUAUCGCAAUGUAAAUGUUUAAAAUGACCGCAUCUCUGAUUAUACGCAGAAUGGUACGAAAUUCGUAUCGAAAAUAAGCACACCUAAUAUACUUCCACGAUGGCUUCAACAUCUAUCUGUUCUUGUCUGAAUGCUUCACCGUAGUAAGCAUCGAUUAUUAUUAGGUCUGUUCUCGUUGCUUGCACUUUUUCACUCAACAUCUUCACUUUCUCUCUUUUUAACAUCCAAAUAUAUAUCUAUCCCAUUUUAAAUGCAAAAAUAUUUUGGGAAUUUUAAACAACGCGAACAGACCUAUUAUGUAGUGUUAAGAGUGUUGUACUCUCGCCUUAGAACAUAUACACAUGUAUGUUCAAAACUCGCAUAUAAAUCACGCGCAAACGCACAGCAAACAAGCUUUCAAACAAGGACAGAUAGAUGUUGGAGACACUUUUAUUACAUUGGUCAGAUAUGGCCUUUCACAAUAUGUAUGUUCUAAGU